AAUCCUGUAUGAAUGUGGAAGCCAUUAGCAGAGUAAUUGCUGUCUGUUACCAUGACAACCAGCCGCUGCAGUCACCUGCCCGAAGUCUUACCAGACUGCACCAGCUCAGCCACUCCUGUGGUAAAGACUGUGGAGGACUGUAGCAGCCUUGUGAAUGGACAGCCGCAGUAUGUCAUGCAAGUUUCGGCCAAGGACGGACAGCUGCUAUCAACAGUAGUACGGACUCUUGCCACUCAGAGUCCUUUCAAUGACCGACCAAUGUGCAGGAUAUGCCACGAAGGCAGCAGUCAGGAAGACCUACUUUCUCCUUGUGAAUGUACAGGAACCUUGGGGACUAUUCAUCGUAGCUGCCUGGAACACUGGCUCUCAUCUUCAAAUACCACUUACUGUGAACUCUGCCACUUCAGGUUUGCAGUAGAGCGCAAACCAAGGCCAUUGGUUGAGUGGCUAAGAAAUCCUGGCCCCCAGCAUGAGAAACGGACUUUGUUUGGGGACAUGGUGUGCUUCUUGUUUAUAACUCCAUUGGCUACUAUCUCUGGCUGGUUGUGUCUGCGGGGAGCAGUGGACCAUCUGCACUUUAGUAGUAGGCUAGAAGCUGUUGGGCUCAUUGCACUCACUGUCGCACUCUUCACAAUUUACCUCUUUUGGACACUAGUAUCCUUUAGGUACCACUGUAGAUUAUACAAUGAAUGGCGUCGGACCAAUCAAAGAGUUAUCCUUCUCAUCCCAAAGUCUGUCAGCAUCCCUUCUAACCAGCAGUCCUUGCUGGGCCUGCAUUCCAUCAAAAGGAACUCAAAAGAGACAAUUGUCUAAUUGGGAUCAUCCUGUACAGAGGCCACGAACUACAUGUGGGAUCUGAUUCCAUCCCACACCAGUAGCAUCAUAGUUGGAAAGACACUUUUUGUAGAAGAGAAGAUAUGACUCUUGCAAUUUAAAUCAUGGAUGCUGCAAUCAUAUGAUAUUUGCUAAGCUGCCAAACAUGUCUAAAAUUUAGCAGAUACUGUAUGGAAUCUUCCAAUACCAUGUCAAUAGCUGCAUCACUAGGGAUGCAUCCCUUUUUUAAUUGUGAUUAAAAACUAUGAUGGCAAACAA
Python bivittatus (Burmese python) is the source of this 1092-nucleotide messenger RNA. NCBI's taxonomy places the organism in Eukaryota, Metazoa, Chordata, Lepidosauria, Squamata, Pythonidae. The record is from RefSeq and is a predicted model, not a curated record.